Balaenoptera musculus (blue whale) is the source of this 2698-nucleotide messenger RNA. RefSeq names its product spermatogenesis associated 2 (gene SPATA2). The transcript is spliced from 4 exons. NCBI's taxonomy places the organism in Eukaryota, Metazoa, Chordata, Mammalia, Artiodactyla, Balaenopteridae. Gene Ontology annotation, cellular component: cytoplasm. Gene Ontology annotation, biological process: protein K63-linked deubiquitination; regulation of necroptotic process; regulation of tumor necrosis factor-mediated signaling pathway. The record is from RefSeq and is a predicted model, not a curated record. The coding region runs from base 379 to 1941 and encodes 520 amino acids.
GCCGCGGCCCCGGGCUACUGGACUCUGUCUCCUGCUGCCGGCCGGAGCUGCGAGAGCCCAGCGGGGCCUGGCUCCGGCGGCGGCCGCGGCUCCUUCUUGCUCCCCUCGGCCGGGGCGUCCUCGGCGGCAGUGCCGGGGGUGGCUCAGGGCAGCUCAGGAGGAACACCCCCUCUACAGCGAGUAACACGGCAGGAGGACACCCCGAUUCCACCGUGAGGCAGUUACCGCGCAGUGGUCCCCAGCUCACGCUCUGGCGGCAUACUGGGAGCAUUCUGCUGGUCCAGGCAGGCGACACGUCAAUGCUUUUAGCAAUGUCCCUGCGUCUAACUCAGAAGCCAUGGAGGAAAUAAGGUAGCCCCCGUCCCUGGAUCGGAUCGGAUGGGGAAGCCCAGUUCAAUGGAUGCAAAAUAUAAGGAUGACUUAUUUCGGAAGUACGUGCAGUUCCAUGAAGGCAAAGUGGACACCACCCCCAGCAAGCAGCGGCCUGGCAGUGAUGAGUCCCUGCGGGUGGCAGCCUCGACCCUGCUCAGCCUGCACAAGGUGGAUCCCUUUUAUCGAUUCCGGCUGAUCCAGUUCUAUGAGGUGGUGGAGAGCUCCCUGCGCUCGCUGAGCUCCUCCAGUCUGCGGGCUCUGCACUGUGCCUUCAGUGUGCUCGAAACGGUGGGUGUCAACCUUUUCCUCUACCCGUGGAAGAAGGAAUUCAGAAGCAUCAAGACCUACACGGGCCCCUUUGUUUAUUAUGUCAAGUCCACAUUACUGGAAGAGGACAUCCGAGCCAUCCUGAAUUACAUGGGCUACGUGCCCGAGUUGGGGACUGCGUACAAGCUCAAAGAGCUGGUAGAGACCCUCCAAGUGAAGAUGGUCUCCUUUGAGCUCUUUCUGGCCAAGGUGGAGUGUGAACAGAUGCUGGAAAUCCACUCCCAAGUCAAGGACAAAGGCUACUCUGAGCUGGACGUGGUGAGCGAGCGCAGGAGCAGCGCGGAGGACGUGCGUGGUUGCUCAGACGCCCUGCGGCGGCGGGCCGAGGGCCGGGAGCACCUGACGACCUCCAUGGCCCGCGUGGUGCUCCAGAAGUCGGCCAGCGAGCGGGCAGCCAAGGACUACUACAAGCCCCGUGUGACCAAGCCCUCAAGGUCGGUGGACACCUACGACAAUUACUGGGAGAGCCGGAAGCCGCCCCUGAAGGCCUCGUUGAGCCUGCGGAAGGAGCCUGUGGCAGCAGACUUGGGGGACGACCUCAAGGACGAGAUCAUCCGCCCGUCCCCCUCGCUCCUGGCCAUGUCCAGCUCCCCCCACGGCAGCCCGGAUGACCUGCCGUCCCCCUCCCCCAACAAUGGCCUUGGCUUGCUGCGUGGCACGUACUUCUCCACUCAGGAGGAUGUGGAUCUGUACACAGACUCGGAGCCCAGGGCCACGUACCGGAGGCAGGAUGCCCUGCGGCCAGACGUCUGGCUGGUCAGAAGUGACGCCCACCCCAUCUACCACAAGCGCUCGCCCCCCGCCAAAGAGUCCGCCCUCUCCAAGUGCCAAAACUGCGGUCUGUCCUGCAGCUCCUCCCUCUGCCAGCGCUGCGACAGCCUGCUCGUCUGCUCCCCGGCCUCCAAGCCCGGUGGCUUCCCCAGCAAGGCCUCCGCCCACGACAGCCUGGCCCACGGGUCAUCUCUGCGGGAGAAGUAUGCAGGCCAGACGCAGGGCCUUGACCGGCCGCCGCACCUCCACUUGAAAUCCAAGCCCUCCCCUGCAGCCGCCUCCCGCUGUGGCUUCUGUGACCGCCCGGGGGCCGCCAACACCUGCACCCAGUGUUCAAAAGCCUCCUGCGACGCCUGCCUCAGCACCUACCAUUACGACCCCUGCUGCAAAAAGAGCGAGCUGCACAAGUUCAUGCCCAACAACCAGCUGAACUACAAGUCCGCCCAGUUCUCCCAUCUCGUGUACAGAUAGACUCGCCUUGCACCUCCCUGCUACAAGGGCUACACCACUGACCUUUCUGGUUUCCUGGGGAAGAAAUGUUAACGCGUUGAUCUCAGAAGCAGAGGCCUGCACUUGACCACGUGGUUGUGGCGGGGGGAUCAUGCGGCCGGCUGUCUCACGUGGGAGUUCCCCUAUCGACUCAGAUAUGUCAGCUGAUGGCUGCUUUGCCACUUGGCAAGAGAGACGGUGGCACUUGCAUUCAGAUUCAUUUUUGCUAAUCACUCCCUGUUCCGUUCUUUUGUUUUUGUCUCUCAAAGAGGAUUUCUAUCUCUGGGACUCUUGCCAUGCCGACCACUCCCACGGCAAAGCCAACUUGGACUGGGAAGGGCCCUCCAGGUCCCCUCCAAACGCCCACCUGGAGUGGUGAGCUAGAGGCCUGUUGGCUUGUGAAAUGAGCCCUCCUGCCACACCGGGCCUCAUCCACUGGCUCAUCCCUCCACCACCCUUUCCCAAACACGAGGAUCCCCGGCGGCAGCCCCCCACCCAACUUCCCUGCCUCUCCACGUAUCGAAGGUGACCCGAGUCCAGGAUUCGCUUAAUGUCAUCCUGUUGCCUCCACAGCUCAGUUCAGCCUUGGGGUUUGUGAAGUUGGCUCUAGCGCUCUGAAGGGUGGACCUUCCACACUGGGACUGACUUUUCCCCCCUUUCUGUUGUUUGCACGUGCCUCUCUUACUCUACUGUAAAUAGAUAUUUUUGAGAUUUAUUUUUAAAUAAAUAUUCAACUUGC